This is a messenger RNA of Solea solea (common sole), 2650 nucleotides long. RefSeq names its product solute carrier family 2 member 2 (gene slc2a2). Gene Ontology annotation, molecular function: hexose transmembrane transporter activity. The record is from RefSeq and is a predicted model, not a curated record. Gene Ontology annotation, biological process: monosaccharide transmembrane transport. Bases 80 to 1603 code for a protein of 507 amino acids. Gene Ontology annotation, cellular component: membrane; brush border. Lineage: Eukaryota; Metazoa; Chordata; Actinopteri; Pleuronectiformes; Soleidae. The transcript has 12 exons.
GAUUAGAGAGUGGACAAAGCGUGAUUGAGCGCACAGCUCCAUUGAUCAUUAGCCUCCUGGCUGUCUCUCUGGACCCAUCAUGGAGUCUGCAAAGCAGUUAUCAGGCACACUGGCCAUGGCCGUGUUCACAGCCGCUCUGGGCUCCCUGCAGUACGGCUACAGCCUCGGAGUCAUCAACGCGCCACAGAAGGUGAUUGAAAAGCAUUAUGCCCGCUCCCUGGGUGUCUGGACAGAGGAGUCCGCUGUCUUUUCGCAAAACAGCACAGAAGAAGACUUGCCCGAGGUGGGUCAACAUCCGACUGUGGUCAUGUACUGGUCGCUGUCCGUGGCGAUCUUCUCCAUUGGCGGCGUGUUGUCGUCCUUUCUGGUGGGCUUUGUUGGAGACCUGAAAGGAAGGGUAAAAGGCAUGUUAAUGGUCAAUGUUCUGGCAGUUGCUGCUGGACUGCUGAUGGGGCUGUGCAGAAUGUGGAAACCUCACAUUAUGGUCAUCUCAGGCCGUGCUGUCAUGGGCUUUUACUGCGGGUUGACAUCGGGACUCGUGCCCAUGUACAUUGGAGAGAUUGCACCCAAGGCUUACCGAGGGGCUCUGGGAACAUUGCACCAGCUGGCUAUUGUCGUUGGCAUCCUAAUCAGCCAGGUAAUAGGCUUGGACUUUGUGCUCGGUAAUGAUGACAUGUGGCCUCUGUUACUUGGUCUGUCUGGAGCUCCGGCAGUGUUGCAGUCCAUUCUGCUGCCCUUUUGUCCCGAGAGCCCACGUUACCUUUUCAUUAUACUGGGCGAGGAGGAAGAGGCUCGGAUCAGUCUGUGUCGUCUUAAAGGGCAGUACGACACCACCGCAGAUCUCGAGGAAAUGCGGAGAGAGAAAGAGGAGGCUGACAAGGAGCCCAGGGUGUCUCUCCUUUCUUUGAUCCGCUCCUCUGUCUACAGACAGCAGCUGUUCGUUGCCCUCAUGAUGCAUCUCUCGCAACAGUUUUCCGGCAUCAACGGAAUAUUUUACUUCUCUACAGCCAUCUUCACUCAGGCGGGCAUCAGUCAGCCUGUUUAUGCCACUAUAGGAGUUGGGGUCAUCAAUACAGUUUUCACUAUGGUGUCUGUUGCACUAGUGGAUAAGGCGGGCAGACGUUCCCUGACUCUCGUUGGUCUGGGAGGGAUGUGCUGCUGUGCGAUCAUCAUGACAGUGGGCCUCGCUUUCCAGAGUCAGUUCUCGUGGAUGAGCUACGUCAGCAUGUCGGCCAUCUUCCUCUUUGUGGCUUUCUUUGAAAUUGGUCCGGGGCCUAUUCCAUGGUUCAUAGUGGCAGAACUGUUCAGCCAGGGGCCUCGGCCUGCAGCUAUUGCUCUGGCUGGCUGCUGCAACUGGACCAGCAACUUCAUUGUAGGCAUGACCUUCUCUUAUAUACAGGCUUGGCUGGGCUGUUAUGUGUUCAUCAUUUUUGCAGUGCUGCUUCUUGGUUUCACCGUGUUCACGUACCUUCGGGUCCCUGAGACCAAAGGGAAAACGUUUGAGGAGAUCGCCGCCAUCUUCCAGAAGGGACGGAAGGAGCUGGCGGCGAGUCCCAAAGACAUUAGUGAAAUGCAGCAGCUCAAAACAGCCACAGAUGCCUAAUGUGACGGCUGUGUGUGUGUGUGUGUGUGUGUGUGUGUGUGACGGUUUGUCUUUCAGAUGUGAGUGAAUAUCGUGACAGUUUUUUGACGACUACUUGGUUCACAAAUAUUAUGCCACAGUGUUAUGAGAGCUACAGUACACAAAAUCAACUCUAAGUGUCAGGGGCAAACACACUGCAACGACCCAAAGCACAUGCAGGAGGAGAAACGAGCUGCAGAUUCCCAAAACACCAGCAAGUCCCAAAACACUGGCAAAUCCCAAAAGACCAGUGAUACUCAGGGACUACUUAAUUGUUACUUUAUUAAAAGACUUUUAUUAAGAGGUUAUCCUCCUAUAACCCUGCGGUUUUUAUGAUCAGUGUUUCAAUUCGGCAGUAGUUCACUCUGGGCGUAGAAAAGUAUGCUUUUAUUCCAUCUCAAAGUUGAUAAUAAUUUCGUAUCGGGGGGGCGAAUCUGACUUUUAAUUUGAAUUUUUUUCAAACAUUGUACAGUACAACGGGUUUACAAUACACUAUCAGAUAUGUGUCGGAGAGCUUGAUUGCAGUCGGAUAACCUCUAAGUAAAGGUCUUUUAAUAAAGUAACAAUUAAGUAGUCCCGGAGCAUUGUAACGGCUAGUCGUAUAGCUGCACAAAAAAAAAAAUCAUUUUCACCAACUAUGUAAACACACCUGAGCAAAAAGCACUCAAAAUGUUUAAAAUCGGAUUGAAUUUAUAAAAUUUGAAAAUACGAAUAAAUGCAUAAGUUCACAUGGCUGGUGGAGAAAACCACUUAUUAUCACUUAUGGACUGUUUCAUACCCCUUGUGAAAAUGUUUUGGUCCUGUAUUUUUUCUUAUGUGUUUACACCAAUAACAUUUCUUUUUUACUCAAUGACAAAAAGGUUUUUCAGCUGAUCAUGACAAUCUGGCAAAACGGAGGUCAAACAAGGCCGCAGGGAAAGGUCGUCACCGCAAUAGCAUUUUAAUUCAAACAUUUUCUUAGUGGUUUGUCGUUUUUCAUUGUUGUUUUUCUGUAUAUGUAUUGAUGCAAUAAACCUGACAGUGAACAUA